Messenger RNA from Spea bombifrons (plains spadefoot toad), 8399 nucleotides. It is a transcript of the gene SRRM2, whose product is annotated as serine/arginine repetitive matrix 2. The record is from RefSeq and is a predicted model, not a curated record. The transcript has 15 exons. Gene Ontology annotation, molecular function: mRNA binding. The coding region runs from base 128 to 8248 and encodes 2706 amino acids. NCBI's taxonomy places the organism in Eukaryota, Metazoa, Chordata, Amphibia, Anura, Pelobatidae.
CCGUACCGCACGCACCGCGCAUAGUAGAGUGGCGCAGCGAGCGGGUCCGAGUAAGGCCGCACCGGAACCCGAAACGGGGGACAGAGCCCGGGUAACGGGGAGCUGGGUCUGACUCCCCUCUAUCAACAUGUACAACGGCAUCGGCCUUCCUACCCCAAGGGGAAGCGGCACCAAUGGGUACGUCCAGCGGAACCUGUCGUCCGUCAGGCACAAGAAGGACCGGACGGACUACAAGUCUGAGGAGGAGCUGAAGAAGCUGGAGAACCUUCUGGUGAAGAAACCCAACCAGGAGAUUCUGGAUCACGAGAGGAAGAGGAAGGUGGAACUCAAGUGUCUGGAGCUGGAAGAGAUGAUGGAGGAGCAGGGGUACGGCGAGGCUGAGAUCCAGGAGAAGGUGGCCACGUUCAGACUGAUGCUGCAGGAGAAGGAUCUGACCCUGAGCAAGGAGGAGGAGAAGCAGAAGACAAAUGUCUCGGAGACUCACCAGCUAGCCGAGGCCAACGAAAAGAAGAAUGAGCGCCUGCGCGCGGCGUUCGGCAUCAGCGACAGUUACGUAGACGGCAGCAGCUUCGACCCGAACCGCAGAGCAGCUUUGGCUUCUGGGAAGCAGCAGGAGCCGCAGAUACAGUACAGUUUAGUCGAGGACUCGGCCAGUUCACCUUCUCCUUCGCCCACCAAACACAAAAAAAAGAAGAAAAAGAAGGAUCGUGGCCGUUCCUCCAGCCGCUCCCCCAGCCACAAGGAGAAGAAGACCAAGUCGCGUAAGCACAGGUCUGGUUCAGAUUCCAAAAAGAAGAAACACAGAUCUGCGAGUCCGAAAAGCAAACACAAAAGCAAGGAGAAGAAAAAGAGAUCUCCCAGUGCCUCCCCGCAGCGUAGGAACGACUCUUCAUCCUCCGCGGACGAGAGCUCCCGCAGCAGAUCCCGAAGCAGCCCUCCUAAAAGCAAACCGGACAGGCGUAAGGAGUCUCCAGAAAGAAACCGGUCCGAGUCCCCCAAAAGAUCUCGAAGAGAUGACCGAGGCAGAAGCCCAGGGGACCGCUCGCACAAGAAAGAUAAAACGGCAAAGAAAGAUCUUGAUAGCCGGGAUCGAUCUUCAUCUUCUCCGAAAAGACACAAUGAACUGGAGGAGUACGCUAGAAAAGAUAAUCACAGAGAAAAGGAUUCUCGAGCUGAAAAGAAUGUAUCUCGCCCCUCAGCUCGGGAACAGUCACCUGCUGUCGGCAGAACGGCAAGGAAAAGGGGCCGCCAGAGUCCACAGGACCACGCUUCAAAGGAAAAACCCACUGAGCGCACCUCAAGAACAGGUUCGCCUAUGCAUAGGUCUCCUGUUAACAAGGAGCAGGCCUCCAAAACCUCAAGGAAAGAGAGAAGUUUAUCCGGAGGAAGACCGUCUCCAAAACGAGCACUUAAAGAGACUCCUCCAAGGCAUGAAAAACCUAUGAGGAAGAAGCCUUCAAGCGCCCAUUCGUCUUCAUCAUCUUCCUCCUCCUCUUCCUCCUCCGAAUCGGAGAGUGAAAAAUCUGAGCCAUACAGGGUCGAGAGAGGCGGUAGAGCCCGGACUGAUGGAAAAGAAAGAAGAGUGUCCAAAGCAGAGCAAGAUCGAGGAGAGAAGCAUGGGAGAUCUAGAACUCCAAGACCGGAAAUAAGAUCGAAGAGGUCACCGGCCACAGAAAACGUCCGCCAUGGUAUGUCCUCAAGAAGAAGCGUGUCAAAAAGUCCCAGGAGAAGACGAAAAUCAAAAAGUCCACCAAAGAAAACAAGGUCACCUUCUGAGUCGUCAUCCUAUAAGGCACAAUCCAAAACUCCUACACGUAGAGAGAGGAGGUCCCCUUCCCAAACGCCCCCAAGAAAGGCAAGGUCCAAGACUCCUCAACGGAAGGGCAGAUCCCCCAAGGGUAUGGCGAAAAAAGCGAGGUCUCCCUCAGACAGUCCACCCAAAAGAACAAGGUCAAAAACGCCACAGCGCAGGGAAAGGUCUGCAUCUUUGCAUCUACGUAAAGACAAAGCCAGAUCACCACAAGGAUAUGGAAAACGGAGAUCUCCACAGAGACGGGCUAAGUCUCCUGCAGAAAUCCCUCAAAAAUCUCGUUCAUCUAGGAAUGAAGCUAGAUCAAGGUCUAGAUCUCCAUUCAGGCACAGAAAAUCAAGUAUGUAUUCUCCAAGAAGGAAGGCCAGGUCACGUUCUAGGUCCCCUUACACAAAGGCAAGAUCUCGAACACGAUCUCCAAUUAAGAGGGCUGGCUCACGUUCCCAAUCAACGAAGCAAAGGAAAAGAUCUAGAUCAAAGUCGCAACAGAAAUGGCCAAGGUCACGUUCUGCUACCCCACGUGGAAAAGCCAGGUCACGUUCCACUUCGAUAAGACGUCGAGGAAGGACUCCUUUAACACCUAGAGAUUCUAGGUCACGCUCAAAGACUCCAGUUAAGGUCUUGGGAUCACGCUCUAAGGUCGUGUCCAGGCACUCUAGGUCACGCUCUCGUUCAAAGAAAAAAUCUCCUUCCCAAUCCCCUCGGAGAACAAAGUCUGGCUCCGUGCCCCGAAAGCCAAAGUCUUAUUCCAGUUCUGUACAAAAGAGAACAUCUUCUAAAACAGUGGCACAUCCCCAGCCCUCAAGGAAAAGAUCUUCAUCUCGAUCGGUGUCUCCUAUGAAAAGGUCAUGUUCAAGAAGUGCAUCCCGGCGUUCUUUGUCACGUUCCAGAUCCCAAGAGAGACUGAAGGGAGCACGGUCAAUGGCAAAUCAAAAGAAAAUGAUCUCUAGAUCACCAACACCCAAAAAGCGAAGUUCCAGUGGAAAACGGUACAGUUCUUCGCCUGAGCCUCGAGGUAAGCAAAGUACUCGUGGGCUGUCUUCUGAGCAGACAAAAAUGCUCAGAACUUCAUCACGAGCCGACACAGCUUCCAAUAGGAGGAGAUGGUCAAGGUCACCAAUGUCGGAAACCUCACACAGAAGCACAUCAGCAGAUGAUGUAGAGUCCGCUUCCCCGAAGACCACAAAGUCAAAGUUAUCGCACCGGAAUCGGGAUACGGAGAGCAAAUCUAGACUUUCUCAGAAAGGACCCUCGUCAAGGUCUUCGUCUGAUGCCAAGACUUCUCAAGCAACUGCAGGAUCUGCACAUUCUAAAACUGCCCCUGUGCGCAGCAGUUCUGGUUCAUCUUCAGAACGUGAGGGCAGAGUGAAGACGCCUCCACAGAAAAGUCAGUCAAGAUAUUCAUUAGAGCAUAAAAGUAAAUCCAAAAUAUUGCAGCCCAAAGAUAGGUCUGAGGGCUCUUCGGAGCAUAAAGCCUCUCAUAAAUCGCCUCAGCAGAAGAGUAAAUCUUCAGAUCUUUCACAGCCGGACAAAACUAGAUCCGAUUCGUCAUCCGAACAUGAAGAAUCUAGCCCCAUUCAACACAAAAAAAGAUCGGGUACGUCAUCAGAGGGCGACUAUAAAUCGAAACAUCUUAAACAAAAAAGCAUGUCAAGCUCUGAUCGCGAAGCAAAAUGUAGGUCUUCAGACAGAGAUCGUUCUUUGUCAUCUUCGGAUGAGGAAACCGUGAAAGUGUCUCGGAAACCUACUCGAUCUGGUCCCAAAGAACAAGAAGGCAAGGAUAAAUCUCAGCAGAAUGUGAAGUCCAAGUUACCAUCUGAGCGUUACAUUAAAGCUACAAAAUCCCAUCAUAAGCAGAUGCUUGAGGAGUCGAGGCCAUCCUCGGACCGUGAACUGAAAUCUAGGGUUAGAUCUAGUUCAGGGUCAUCCUCGGAACGGCAAAGUAAAUCGUCAAAACACAAAGUCACUUCGGGUUCAUCAGGAGAGCAGCAACGGACUCGUAACAGGACAAGUUCUGGGUCCUCUACAGAGAGACAAUCUAAACAUCCCCAAGGCAAAGCAAGUUCUGGAUCGCCCACAGAAAGACGGUCUGAACUCAAACGUCCGCCCAGUAGAGAAGUUUCUAGGUCAUCCACAGACCGGCAGCAUAAAUUGAAACCACCCACGGGUAGACCUAAUUCUGGAUCAUCUAUUGAAAGGGAACAGGCAAGGUCUAGGCAACACAGAAGAACCGGUUCUGGAUCAUCUUCUGAACGAGAGCAAACGUCUUCACAUUCCCACACCAGGACUUGUUCACCACUCUCCCCUGCGCGCCCUCCACAGCCUAGGUCAAUCCGUAGCAGGGAGCAUUCUGGAUCAUCCUAUGAGGAGCAAUCCAAAUCUCAAGCACCACGUAGCGGAGAGAGUUCUGGGUCUUAUUUGGAAAGACAAGCAAAAACUAGACAGCCAAGAAGCAGAGCUAGUUCAGCGUCCUCCCCAGAACCGCAACCAAGAUCAAAAGCAUCUGAUAGAGGUAUGGCAGAGUCAUCGCCAGAACAAGCAAAAUCAAGAACGCACCAUAAAAGAUCUAGUUCUAUAUCUUCUCCAGAACAAAAAAUUAAAGCACGCAAUAGAACAAGCUCUAGUUCAUCGUCGGAAAGGCAAUCUGAGUCUAGGCCGCCGCACAGCAGAGAAAGUUCUGCCAGCUCUACGGAAAGGAAACCAAAAUCUAACCCACCGCAAAAAAAAUCUAGUUCCGCCGCCGCCUCUGAACGACAACCUAGCGCCUUUCAACGCAAAGGCAGUUUGCGGUCAUCGCCAGAAAGUGAUUCUGUUAAGACGAAAUUAAACCAGCAAAGAGCAAGCUCUGCUUCGUCUGAAUGUGAAAUUAAAUCUCGGUCUCCAAAAACUAUUGGCUCAUCGGUUGGAGACUUUAAACCUAGAAGUGUUCAACAUAGAGCAAGUUCUAGGUCUUCAACUGAAGAAAGGAGGUCUAAGUCUCAAAGAAAAGCUAGUUCUGGAUCAUCUACUGAACGUGACAAAUCUGAACAUCGUCUUCACAAAACUGACUCGUCUGGCCAUGUAUCCUCGCAUGACCCUCCGUCUUCAGAGCAGAAAUUCAGAUCUGAAAUCCCUCCAACUGGUUCUGAACAGGAAAGUAGACUCAAGACUCCCCAGUUUAGUGGAAGACUUUAUUCGGAGAGAGAACCGUCCCGGUCUUCAUCACCUAAAAUACAAUUGGAUGGAUCAUCACAUGAAAGUACUGAGGGAUCCAUGUCAGGGAAACCCUCACCUGCUCGGUGGAAGGAGAGAAGACCACCUUUGUUGGAAGAGCAUACCUCAGCUCAAGAAAGUGAGAAAUCAAAGAUGUCUCCUAUACAGUAUUCUAAGGAGAAAGAGAACCACUCUACAAUGUCUACUACCAUCCGCUCAGGAUCAAUUGGGACAGAGUCUGAAUUACCUGAAGCUGUUUGUGAAGCAAAGGGCUUUUCUGCCCAGUCAAACAAGGAAUCCCUGCAAGAGUUAUCUUCUGGUGAACAGAGAGCUUUUUCUGAGGCAGAGAACAAAAAAUCUGAGACAUCGGUAGCCGAAAGAGAAUGUCGUAAAAGUCAGUCUAGAAGAACGCAAUCUCGUUCUUGCUCAUCGUCUUCAUCAUCGUCUUCAUCGUCAUCCUCGUCGUCUUCAUCAUCCAGCUCAUCAUCUUCAUCUUCAUCAUCCAGCUCGUCCUCGUCCUCUUCAGAAGAGGAAGAUGAACCACCAAAACAGAAUAUGCCAGCGUUGUCCCCUCCCCCGAAGAAGUUCAAAAAAAGCCAGGCCGAUUCACCUUCGCCCCCGACAAUAAGACCCAAAUCUCCGGAAAAUGCAGAUCAUUCAAAGUCACCUGCAAGUCACAAAGCAGGGAUGGCCAUUGAAAAACAAAUUGUAGCAGAACCUUCACCUCAAGUGUCUAGCAAAUAUUCAGGAAUCCUAUCAAGGAGCCAAUCAAAAUCUCCAGUGCUGACUGAUGGGGAGCCUUUUACAGCACAAAGAACCUGUAACUCACCUGCACCCCCUGUAGAAAUGCUUGGGUCACCUGGAAAGAAAAAUUCCCAGUCUCAUCAAAUAGCAGAUGAUUCCUCAAGACAAGAUGCUUCACCCAUUGACAAGGCCUUAAUGGAAGUUAUUGCCACGGUUCCAAAACGACAGUCGGGGUCUCCGGUGCGCACGAAGAGUGUGUCUCCUAAAAGGAGCAGAUCAAAGUCCCCACCUCGCAGCCAACCAAUACAAAGCAGUUCUCCCGGACUGCUGUCCAGCAAGCGGGCAGAUAUUUCUGAUGCUCAUAGCUCAUCCCUUUCUCCUAAAAGUCUUCACGAGUCCAAAUCAUCUAAAGAUCCACCUCCUCCCACAAGUAAAACUUCUAGUCCUCUGGGAAAGGGGAAAAAGGAUAUUUCCACAGAUUACAGCAGUUCUGACUCGUCUUCUGAGGACAGUAGUUCUGAUUCUUCAAGUCAGCACAGUGCUUCUGAAGGGCGUUCUACCCAGGCUCGUUCAUCUCCCGCCCGGAGGGGCAAAGUGACGGGCCCACCACCUAUAAGGCGUAUUGCGUCGCCGACACCACAAAAGUCUGCCUCUCCAAGACGGGAUACAUCGAGACAGGGGCCCCCCAAAGAUAUUGGACGAAGUCGUUCGUCUACCAGAUCCCCUGGAAGGCAAAUGGACCGCUCGCGUUUAUCAGAGAGAGAGUCACGUCUGCAGAAAAGAUCUGCGUCACGUUCACCAUCCAGAAAGGGAAGAUCGAAAACUCCUCCAAGGCGUAAGGCAAGAACUCCUCCUAGAGCUUUCAGAUCACGUUCUAGGUCUAGGACAAGGGGGAGAGCCCAUAGAGACCGUUCACGGUCUUCUCCAAGACGUGGUGCUUCCCCGUCUCCUUCCUGGCAUGAAAGAAGGCGCUGGAUCCGUCGUAGGUCUCCUUCACCCAGAAGGGGCCGUUCGGGGUCUCGUUCCCGCAUAGAAAGGUCUUGGCGUUCUCGCCGUCGUCGUUCUGGGUCCUCCCCUUGGAGAGGCAGGUCAAGGUCGUUAUCAAGGAGUGAGCAUUCUCGUUAUCCACGACGUGGUAGGUCUAGAUCAUCCCCCAGGAGAAGAUCCCGGUCACCUCGUAGAAGGGAAAAGCCGACUAGUUACUACCGCCGUGAAAGAUCCAACUCUUCACCCAGACGCCGGAGAUCCAGAACUCCAACAAGGAAAUCGCGGUCGCCUGCUAGGAAGGCCAGGUCUCGCACACCUGACAGAAGUGUACAGCGCGGUAGGAGACCGGCGUCCCCAAGUGGUGGCCUCUCGCCGUCUUCCCCUCACAGAGAGGGUUCUCAAACAAGACAAAGGAGAUCUCCACCUAAAUCGGAGAAACCUAUUCCCACCCAAAAGUUUCCUUUGUCACCGGUUAAGAUUGCUAGUCCGGAAGUCCCAAUGAAAGUUAACACAGAUACUUCGGCAAAGGUAAUGUCCCCUUCUCCCCCACACCCGGAAAAGCGUAUGGAUGAGCCCACGAGAAGCCUCUGUAAUGAAGAGGCUUUGCCAAGGGAAGGGCUUGCAGAAGACAAAAGGGGUGAUACGGAGCCCCCUGUAACCAGCAGGAGUCCGGCUCUGGAUGAAGGCAGCCAGUCGCCCCCACUAAGGGUACCUACAGCCCCAGAAACGCCUCCAACGUCCAGGAGUGGGGAGGACAGUUCCGAAACAGUCACACUACUGGAACAGUCUCAUGAGAUGAAGGCUGUGCCAUCUCCAGUGGCAGAAGGGACGACCUGCGCUAUGCAAGGAAGCCUGGAAAAUGGGGAAUCAAAGGCCUCCACGCCGCCAGGCCUCGUGCCUCCUGAGAGUUUAGCUGAACAGGAUGCCCACGAUUCUCUCCCAUCGAAGCAGAAGAGACGGUCGAGCUCUUCAGACAGUUCCUCAAGCUCUGACUCCGAAGCCAGCGUUCACGAGCGUCCAGAAGACCAGGAGAUCGUAACCCAAACUGCCAGGACUCCUAGUCCACACGCGUUGGAAGAACCCAAAUCGGAAGUCUCUACGGUUCAGGAAGGAGCGCGGCGGUCAAGAAGCUCCAGCGCUUCCUCCUCUUCAUCUUCUUCCUCCUCAUCCUCCUCAAGCUCAUCAUCAGACUCUGACUCCUCCAGUUCAUCGUCCUCUUCCUCAUCGUCCUCGUCCUCUUCCUCAUCGGGUCGGUCACAUGACAAAAGCAGUAGCAAGAAGGAUGCUUCUCCAGCACCCCGGAGCAGGUCGCGCAGCCCUCGCAAACCAAUCGAUUCCCUGCGAGACUCCCGUUCCCUGAGCUACUCUCCGGCGGAACGGAGGCGAACGUCCCCAGCAGCAACACGCCGGAGAGAGCGGGAUUCUGGGAGGAAUGUGGAGUCGCCCGAGAGGAAGUGCCGGCGGGACUCGUCCAGCUCCAAAUACCCUCACAGAAGAACUUCCAGGUCGCCGUGAUUCCCCUUUCCUGGUGGUCUUUCCUUCUCAACCCCCUCAUAUAAGGCUCUGGCAUUUGGGAGAUGUUGGCGGUUCUCUCGAGGGGCUUCAGAAGAUGCAGAUCCUAAUUGUAUUCAGUGCACCCCUGGUUUUGCUUUUUGGGGUCUGAGGC